AUGAGGCGCGGGGGCCCCGCUGCCAUCGCCGCCUGCCUCGCCGGGGCUCUCGCUGUGCUGGCGGGACCGGGGCCGGGCAGUGCCACCGGGACCGGCCGGCGACCCCCCCGUAGCUACGGGCACCUGGAGGGCGACGUGCGCUGGCGGCGACUCUUCUCCGCCACCCGCUUCUUCCUGCGCAUCGACGGCGGCGGCGGCGUGGAGGGGACGCGCUGGAGGGAGCGGCCGGGCAGCAUCGUCGAGAUCCGGUCGGUGCGUGUCGGCGUCGUGGCCAUCCGGGCGGUGCACACCGGCUUCUACCUGGCCAUGAACAAGCGGGGGAGGCUCUACGGGUCGAAGGAGUUCAGCCCCAACUGCAAGUUCACAGAGCGCAUCGAGGAGAACGGCUACAACACCUACGCGUCGCUGCGCUGGCGGCACUGCGGCCGCCCCAUGUUCCUCUCCCUCAACAGCAAGGGCAGGCCACAGCGAGGGGGCAAGACACGCCGGCAGCACCUCUCCACACACUUUCUCCCCAUGCUUGUUGGCUGAGCGCCACGAGCAGCUCUGGACAGUCCUGUAGGAAAAAAAAACAAGAAAGGAUUAUUUUAUUUA
This is a messenger RNA of Lepidothrix coronata (blue-crowned manakin), 594 nucleotides long. RefSeq names its product fibroblast growth factor 22 (gene FGF22). The record is from RefSeq and is a predicted model, not a curated record. Gene Ontology annotation, molecular function: growth factor activity; fibroblast growth factor receptor binding. Bases 1 to 531 code for a protein of 176 amino acids. Gene Ontology annotation, cellular component: cytoplasm. Gene Ontology annotation, biological process: animal organ morphogenesis; positive regulation of cell population proliferation; fibroblast growth factor receptor signaling pathway. The transcript has 3 exons. NCBI's taxonomy places the organism in Eukaryota, Metazoa, Chordata, Aves, Passeriformes, Pipridae.